Molecule: messenger RNA, 691 nt
Organism: Thalassophryne amazonica
Lineage: Eukaryota; Metazoa; Chordata; Actinopteri; Batrachoidiformes; Batrachoididae
Product: fatty acid-binding protein, brain
Exons: 4
Coding region: 87-485 (132 amino acids)
Biological process (GO): fatty acid transport
Cellular component (GO): nucleus; cytosol
Molecular function (GO): fatty acid binding
Source: RefSeq, a predicted model, not a curated record
GAUAAGAGCUCGGGGGGCCGCGGUCCUGAGGCUGCAGCGUGCUCCUGGUGCUCUGGUCUUAGUUUGGCUCCCUGCAAACCGUCACCAUGGUCGACGCCUUCUGUGCCACUUGGAAACUGGUCGAGAGCGAGAACUUUGAUGAGUACAUGAAAGCACUCGGCGUUGGCUUCGCCACCCGGCAGGUUGGGAACGUGACCAAACCGACCGUGAUCAUCAGCCAAGAUGGUGACAAGGUGACGAUCCGCACCCAGAGCACCUUCAAAAACACCGAGAUCUGCUUCCACCUGGGAGAGGAGUUUGACGAAACCACCGCCGACGACAGGAACUGCAAAUCCACUGUGAGUCUGGACGGAGACAAGCUGGUCCACGUCCAGAAGUGGGAUGGCAAAGAGACCAAGUUUGUCCGAGAAAUCAAGGAUGGAAAGAUGGUGAUGAAUUUGACUUUUGAAGACAUCCACUCCGUUCGUACCUAUGAGAAGGCAUGAGUGGGCUGACAGCGCCUCCAUCUGGUCAACAAGUGUUGAAUUUCUAAUAAUUAUUGACUGUAUGCUUGUCUUUGCACUUCAUGGACGCAGCCUGUGACUGUGCAUGUUUUGUAACAUUUUUUUUAUAUGAUAAAGACAUUCCUGUUGUUGAAGGAUUGUUAUUGGAACUCUGUAUGAAACAUGGAAUAAAACAGAGAAUAAAUGUC